Molecule: messenger RNA, 1554 nt
Organism: Suhomyces tanzawaensis NRRL Y-17324
Lineage: Eukaryota; Fungi; Ascomycota; Pichiomycetes; Serinales; Debaryomycetaceae
Product: sterol esterase
Exons: 1
Coding region: 1-1554 (517 amino acids)
Biological process (GO): lipid metabolic process
Source: RefSeq, a predicted model, not a curated record
AUGUUUGAGGAGCUAACCCCCAAAGAGAAGUUGGUCCGCCAUGGACCCUUCAAAGCGUUCGUUCUUCGUGUCAUAUCGUUCUUCGGAGCCACCUGGUUCGUGGGAACCAUGAGCAUUGGAGCUCUCUUCUACCAUUUAUAUCAGUUGAUAACAGGACAGGAAAAGGGUGCUUCUGGCAGCCCUGCUGCCAACGGGUACCUGCCUCGGAAGGCGUUCCCCAACCUCGAGAAAAUGAAGCCCACGUUGGAUUUGAGAUACUACGUGCUAGAAUUGGGACUUGACCUCGAGGAAUAUGCCAUCACCACGGAAGACGGGUUCGUGUUGCCCUUGCACCGUGUGAUAGACCCCAAGGAAACUGCGGAACAGCGAAACGCCAGAAAGCCCGUUCUCCUCCAGCACGGGUUGCUCAGCUGCUCGGGUGGAUACAUCACUUCCGGAACUAACUCUAUGGCCUACUACUUGACAGAAAUGGGCUACGACGUGUGGUUGGGCAAUAACCGGUCUCAUUUUGAGCCCAAGCACUCGUACUUUGAAGGAAACCUCUUCCACAACGAGCUUUACUGGGAAUGGGAUAUCCGCAAUUUGGCCUACUACGACCUUCCAUGCAUAAUUGAUAACGUGUUGGCUCACAAACCGAGCCACGAGCAAUUGGUGUUGGUGGGACAUUCCCAGGGAUGUACACAAACGUUUUUGAUGCUCAAGAACGGCAAUUUGAAACGCUACCACGAUAAGAUUGAGCAUUUCUUCCCCUUGGCCCCUGCUGUGUUUCCCGGAGUGUUGUUUUUGGAGAGAUGGUUUCUCAGGUUUCUCCACAAUAGAGGUCGUCUUGCCUUCAAGGCCAUCUUUGGUUUGUGUGCGUUUUUGAAGGUAUUGGGAACUGCCAGAAAUAACAUGGGAACGACCUCCAUCUUCCACUUCAACGCCUACAUUUUGUACAAGUUCUUGUUUGGAUGGAGUGCCAAGAAAUGGUCCCAGAGCGAUAAGGUCCGCCACUACAAUGCUCUCUUCAACUGUACGUUUGUGUCUGCCAAACUCAUGAACUGGUGGUUGAGUUAUUACGUGGAAGAAGGGUUUUCCAACCAGGUGUUGCCCCAUUCAGACUACAAGUCGGGCAAGAACUACGCGGUAUUGCCACCAAACACCCCAAUCAUCACUGCCAGAGGCACCGACGAUUCCAAAUCGUUCUUCCCCUUCACCAAAUCUUGGUUUUCCGACGCUGAUGUCAAUGUGCCCAUCCACAUUUUUGCUGGCGAUGGCGACCACUUGGUGGAUGGGAAGAGGUUGAUUACCCACAUGAGAAACUACGAGCCCAACUACCAAGAAGGCAAAAACUUGCAGGUCACCGAACUUGACGAUUACGACCACUGUGACUUCAUCUGGGCAGAAGACUUGAACGGACGGAUCAGUGUGGUGAUCCACCAAGAGCUCGAGAAAUUGCAAGCACAAUUGACUGGAACUGGCCAACCUGUAACCGUCCUGGAGAAAGUGCAUGAGGACGAAAAGGUGUUGGAGCUGCCUUUCGAGCAACCUGCUGUUGCGGUUGCUGUCAACUAG